Molecule: messenger RNA, 1377 nt
Organism: Strigops habroptila (Kakapo)
Lineage: Eukaryota; Metazoa; Chordata; Aves; Psittaciformes; Psittacidae
Gene: EEF1AKMT1
Product: EEF1A lysine methyltransferase 1
Exons: 5
Coding region: 31-720 (229 amino acids)
Biological process (GO): methylation
Molecular function (GO): protein-lysine N-methyltransferase activity; nucleic acid binding
Source: RefSeq, a predicted model, not a curated record
CGGCGCCGCGGCGGGCGGGGAGAGGCCCGCAUGCGCGUAGGGGUCUGGCGGCCGUUGACAUCUAGAAAAAUGGAUGAUGAAGGCGAUGACAUUCCCCAGCUUUCAUCCCAUACGUUGGCCGCCCUCCAGGAGUUCUAUUUGGAACAGCAGCAGAGAGAGGGCAUGAAGACCUCCCAGGGGUUUAAUCAAUAUUCCAUUGGCUCAAUAGAGGAAGACUGGCAACUGAGCCAGUUUUGGUACAGUGAUGAAACCGCAUCACGGCUGGCUAACGAAGCGGUUGUGGCAGCUGGGAAAGGUGGCAGGAUAGCAUGUGUUAGUGCACCCAGUGUGUACCAGAAACUGAAAGAACAGGAUGGUAAAGAUUUUUCGGUCUGUAUACUGGAGUACGACAGAAGGUUUUCUGUAUAUGGAGAAGAAUUUAUCUUCUAUGAUUACAACCAGCCUUUGAACUUACCUGAAAAUCUCCUGCCACACAGUUUUGACAUCGUCAUAGCAGAUCCACCCUACCUGUCUGAGGAAUGUCUUCAAAAAACUGCAGAGACCAUCAAAUAUUUAACAAAAGGAAAGAUUCUGCUUUGCACGGGUAUAGUUCAUAAAAAUAUUAGGUCACCAUUAAGCAUCUUUUUCUCUCUCUCAAAAGAUGAAACUUUCUCAAGUGAGAAAACUAUUGACUCAGUAAUACUACUGUAUCAUUACUUCAAAGAGGAAUAUGUAUCCUAAGCUUUUUAUUGGAAUACUUUAGUUCAACCUUUAUUUUAAACUGAAGGUGCAAUCAUGGAGGAACAGGCAGCAAAACAUCUCGGGGUGAAGAUUUGCAAGUUUAUUCCAAAACAUGCACGAAAUUUAGCUAAUGAAUUUCGGUGUUUUGUGAACUAUGCUUCUGGGCUGGAUUGAGCCUCCUAAGAAGAUCUACAACUUUUUCAGUCAUGCUCCUCUCUAUUUUUUAGCAGUGACUCCAUAUUUCUCAAUGCUGAAAUCCUCAGCUCCAAGUACUGUUUUCUGGGCCAGCUUUAAUCAUGAUAGCCUCUCUCUUUUAAAUGUGUAAGCAUUUGCAGCCACUGUUUUGUAUCUUCCCUCUUUGGUAAAUGGGGACCAAACAGCACAGGUGCUAGACAAUGGGAGCUUCUCUGUUAGAGGUUCAUUUGAACUGGCAGGUUUUACCAUUCAAGGAUUCUUCAGUGACCCCUCCAAAGUGAUUUUAGCUGGUAGGUGUAUAACAACACACAGGUGCUUGCCUCACAGACAUCAGAGUCAUCACUGCAUCAGAAACAGAUGACUUGCUAGCUAGCGGAUGGUUGAAAGAGCGUGAGUAGUGGCCUCCUUUCAAUCUUGAGAGAUGCUCCCUGAGUAAAAGGCUCGAGAGAUGUUUGUUCUGAA